Messenger RNA from Paralichthys olivaceus (Japanese flounder), 3130 nucleotides. It is a transcript of the gene hspa4b, whose product is annotated as heat shock protein 4b. NCBI's taxonomy places the organism in Eukaryota, Metazoa, Chordata, Actinopteri, Pleuronectiformes, Paralichthyidae. Gene Ontology annotation, cellular component: cytosol; nucleus. The record is from RefSeq and is a predicted model, not a curated record. Gene Ontology annotation, molecular function: ATP binding; ATP-dependent protein folding chaperone. Gene Ontology annotation, biological process: protein folding.
GUCAGCGGCGCAGACAGAAGAUUCCUGAACCCUCACGAGCAUCGAGCCGGUGAACGUACCGCAUGCUGCUGCUGCUGCUGCUCACUUACAUGGAACAAGAACAAGGGUGUAUCACUGUCCGCUGAUCCAGACCCACCGUAGCCGCCGCCGUCACUUUUGUUUAGUUUUUUAGCCCCGAGCCUCGUUUCUCCUCGUUCUCGCCGCUGCCCUGCGCUGGUCGAUUCGCCGCUGAAGAUGUCAGUUGUCGGGUUUGACGUCGGCUUCAUGAGCUGCUAUGUAGCGGUAGCCAGAGCCGGAGGGAUUGAAACAGUCGCCAAUGAAUACAGCGACCGAAGCACACCAGCAUGUGUUUCCUUUGGACCUCGGAAUCGCUCCAUCGGUGCAGCUGCAAAAAGCCAGGUCGUCACGAACUGCAAGAACACAGUCCAAGGUUUCAAGAGGUUUCAUGGCAGGGCGUUUUCAGACCCGUAUGUGCAGCGCGUCAAAAACAGCUUGGUCUAUGAUAUUGCACAAAUGCCCACGGGGACAGCUGGCAUUAAGGUGAUGUACAUGGAGGAGGAGAAGGUGUUCAGCAUUGAACAAGUCACUGCCAUGCUGAUGACCAAGCUGAAGGAGACGGCAGAGAAUGCUCUGAAGAAGCCUGUGGCCGACUGUGUUGUCUCUGUUCCCUGCUACUACACCGACGCUGAGAGGAGAUCAGUUGUGGAUGCUGCUCAGAUUGCUGGACUGAACUGCCUGAGGCUCAUGAAUGAGACAACUGCAGUUGCAUUAGCGUAUGGUAUCUACAAACAAGAUCUCCCUGCUCCCGAGGAGAAGGCCAGAAAUGUGGUGUUUGUGGACCUGGGCCAUUCUGGAUACCAGACAUCAGUGUGUGCCUUCAAUAAGGGCAAACUCAAGGUCCUGGCUACAGCAUGUGACCCGGAGUUGGGAGGAAAGGACUUCGAUGAAGUACUAGUCAAGCAUUUCUGUGAGGAAUUUGGCAAGAAGUACAAGCUCGAUGUCAAGUCAAAGCCCAGGGCUCUGGUCAGGCUCUACCAGGAGUGUGAAAAACUGAAAAAACUGAUGAGCGCCAACUCCUCAGACCUGCCGCUUAACAUCGAGUGCUUUAUGAACGACAUUGAUGUCUCCGGAAAGCUGAAUAGGGGUCAGUUUGAAGAGAUGUGUGCUGAUAUUUUCGCCCGAGUAGAGCCUCCUCUGCAGAACCUGCUGGAACAUGCCAAACUGAAGAAGGAAGACAUCUAUGCAGUUGAGAUAGUGGGUGGAGCUUCCAGGAUCCCAGCUCUCAAAGAGAGAAUCAGCAAAUACUUCGGGAAGGAGUUGAGCACCACGCUGAAUGCUGACGAAGCUGUGGCCAGAGGAUGUGCCCUGCAGUGUGCAAUACUGUCACCUGCCUUCAAAGUGCGCGAGUUUUCCAUCACAGACAUUGUUCCCUAUCCCGUCUCCUUGAAGUGGCAUUCUGCUGCAGAAGAAGGUUUGAGUGAUUGUGAGGUAUUUCCCAAGAACCAUGCAGCACCUUUCUCCAAAGUGUUGACCUUCUAUCGGAGAGAGCCUUUCUCUUUGGAGGCCUAUUACAACUGCCCUAAUGAGCUUCCCUACCCUGACCCCACUAUUGGUCAGUUCUUGAUCCAGAAGGUUGUCCCACAAGCAUCUGGAGAGAGCUCCAAGGUUAAAGUUAAGGUGCGAGUGAACAUCCAUGGUAUCUUUAGUGUGUCCAGCGCCUCCCUGGUCGAACUGCAGAAAUCUGAUGAGACAGAGGAACCCAUGGAAACAGAACAGGCCAGUGAGAAAGAUGGAGAGAGCAAGAUGCAGACUGAUCAGGAUGAGCUGCAGGGACAGGGAGAUGCUCAGAAAGAAACAGAGGAGAAGGCACCACGUGAGAAUGAAGAGAUGGAGACCACCCCAGAGGAGGGCAAAGGCGAGAAGAAGUCUGACCAGCCCCCACAAGCCAAAAAGCCCAAAGUCAAAACAAAAGUGCUGGAUCUUCCGAUUGAAAACAGUCCACAGUGGCAGCUAGCAGAUGACAUGCUCAAUCUUUUUGUAGAAAAUGAGGGUAAGAUGAUCAUGCAGGACAAGCUGGAGAAGGAGAGGAACGACGCCAAGAAUAAUGUAGAAGAGUAUGUGUACGACAUGAGGGACAAACUGCACGGGAUGCUGGAGAAGUUCGUUGGUGAAUCUGACCGGGAUGCUCUGUCAUUAAAGCUGGAGGACACUGAAACCUGGCUGUAUGAAGAUGGAGAGGAUCAACCCAAACAGGUGUACAUUGACAAACUGGCAGAGUUAAAGAAACUUGGCCAGCCCAUCCAGGAGAGGUAUACAGAGGCUGAAGAGAGACCUAAAGCUUUUGACGAGCUGGGAAAACAAAUCCAGCAAUACAUGAAAUUUGUUGAAGCGUACAAAAUGAAGGAGGAGCAGUAUGACCAUUUAGAUGAGGCAGAUGUCACCAAAGUUGACAAACUCACCAAUGAUGCAAUGAUCUGGAUGAACAGCACCAUGAACCAGCAAAGCAAACAAAGCUUGACUCUGGAUCCCUCUGUCAAAGUUACAGAUAUUAAAGCGAAAACCAAGGAGCUGUUCUCUGCUUGUAACCCCAUUGUGACCAAGCCCAAACCCAAGGUGGAGCUUCCCAAGGAGGAGACGCCUGCCGAGCAGAACGGGCCCGUCAACGGACAGGAGAAACCCCAGGAAGAAAGUGCAGACAAGGGAACGAGCGAGAGCACAGGCAACCCCAGCUCAGAAACGACAGAAAACAAGCCUGACAUGGACCUUGAUUAAAGUAAAGCCCUACGCCUCCCUGAAGCAAAGUGGAACAGGAGCUUGUUGCUUCAGAUUGAGAUGCAGUCUGGGUUUAUAAUCAGAGCAGGUGAGGAAUUUUUCAGGGGGGGGGGGGGACUGCACACCACAGUCAAAAGUAGGCAGGGUGAUUAGCACACUGAGCCCAGCUCCUGGUGGUAUCUGUCUGAUGACACAGCAUGCCCUCUCCCUUUCUGGAUGACGUAAAUCAAAAGCCAGCCGCAAUAAGCCUGUUUGACGAUGAGCGCUGUACACAUGAUGGUAUUUAUUUCUGUUGUGUGCUCUGUAAGUGUUCUGGUCUGUGUCACAAUAACGGUUUUAAUAAAGUUAUUGAAAAUCA